GACGCCUCUCCGAGCUGUGCCGGCCGCUCGCCAGCCCUCUGCCUGCUCCCUGCUCCGGCCUCGCCUCCCCACGCCGCCACCAUGAGCCAGUCCUACUCCUCCAGCCAGCGGGUCUCGUCCUACCGCCGCACCUUCGGCGGCUCCCCGGUCUUCUCUCGUGCCUCCUUCGGGGGCAAGGGCAGCAGCGGCAGCUCCGUCACCUCCCGCGUCUACCAGGUGUCCCGCACCUCGGCCGUCCCCAGCCUGUCCACCUUCCGCACCACCCGCGUGACGCCCCUGCGCACCUACCAAAGCGCCUACCAGGGGGCUGGCGAGCUGCUGGACUUCAGCCUGGCCGAUGCCAUGAACCAGGAGUUCCUCCAGACCCGCACCAACGAGAAGGUGGAGCUGCAGGAGCUCAAUGACCGUUUCGCCAACUACAUCGAAAAGGUGCGCUUCUUGGAGCAGCAGAAUGCCCUCAUGGUGGCCGAGGUGAACCGCCUGCGGGGCAAGGAGCCCACCCGCGUGGCCGAGAUGUACGAGGAGGAGCUGCGGGAGCUCCGGCGCCAGAUCGAAGUGCUCACCAACCAGAGGGCUCGUGUGGAGGUUGAGCGUGACAACCUGCUCGAUGACCUGCAGAAGCUCAAGCAGAAGCUGCAAGAAGAGAUCCAGCUGAAGGAGGAGGCUGAGAACAACCUCGCUGCAUUCAGAGCUGAUGUGGAUGCAGCCACACUAGCACGCAUUGACCUGGAAAGACGUAUCGAGUCCCUGCAGGAAGAGAUCGCCUUCCUCAAGAAGGUGCACGAAGAGGAAAUCCGGGAGCUGCAGGCACAGCUGCAGGAGCAGCACAUCCAGGUGGAGAUGGACAUCUCCAAGCCCGAUUUGACCGCCGCGCUGCGGGACAUCCGCGCUCAGUACGAGAGCAUUGCUGCCAAGAACAUCGCCGAGGCUGAGGAGUGGUACAAGUCCAAGGUGUCUGACCUGACACAGGCAGCCAACAAGAACAACGAUGCGCUAAGGCAGGCCAAACAGGAAAUGCUGGAGUACCGGCACCAGAUCCAGUCCUACACCUGUGAGAUUGAUGCCCUCAAGGGAACGAAUGACUCGCUGAUGCGGCAGAUGCGGGAGAUGGAGGAGCGCUUCGCAGGGGAGGCCGGUGGGUACCAGGACACCAUUGCCCGCCUGGAGGAGGAGAUCCGGCACCUGAAGGAUGAGAUGGCCCGGCACCUGCGUGAGUACCAGGACCUGCUCAAUGUCAAGAUGGCCCUGGAUGUGGAGAUCGCCACAUACCGCAAGCUGCUGGAGGGAGAGGAGAACCGGAUCAGCAUCCCCAUGCACCAGACCUUCGCUUCUGCACUCAAUUUCCGAGAGACCAGCCCAGAGCAGCGGGGCUCCGAGGUGCACACCAAAAAGACCGUGAUGAUCAAAACCAUCGAAACCCGUGAUGGGGAGGUGGUGAGUGAGGCGACCCAGCAGCAGCAUGAAGUGCUGUAGAGGAGGCUGCUCCAGCAGCCCACUGGCACCUUCUGUCCCUGCCU
Messenger RNA from Lonchura striata (white-rumped munia), 1517 nucleotides. RefSeq names its product desmin (gene DES). NCBI's taxonomy places the organism in Eukaryota, Metazoa, Chordata, Aves, Passeriformes, Estrildidae. Gene Ontology annotation, cellular component: sarcolemma; cytoplasm; Z disc. Gene Ontology annotation, molecular function: structural constituent of cytoskeleton. Gene Ontology annotation, biological process: skeletal muscle organ development; intermediate filament organization. The record is from RefSeq and is a predicted model, not a curated record.